AUGGGCAACAGCUCCUCCAAGGACGAGCGCAAAGCCUCGAAGCCGAGUAGCUUACGGUAUGCAAGUCAGCAAGCUGCUUCGGGUGAGCCAUCGCCCUCGCAGCUAGCACCUGGAGAUCGCCUCGCUGGGACGAUAUACACGAACCGAAAUGGGAGUGCGAGGGGGAGUAGCAGCAAUCUGGCGUUUCUACACAUAGGGAGAGGUGAUAGGCAGACGGAGACCAUAGCGCCGGAACGACCGCGGGAGACGAAGCAGGAGAGAGAGGCACGGAGGGUGGAGCGGGAACGGCAGGCACGACUGAAAGAGCGAGAGCGGAGUCUACGAGAAGAGCAUGUCGAUGGAGGCUACCUCGUCACACUGGGUGUGUACACUGGCGCGGAAGACUUCAGCAAACCUGUCGUGAGGCAGCUUCAGAUCGAGAGGAGGCUCGCGCCUUUUUGGAAAGGACUGGACGAUCACUCGGACUCAUGGACAGAAGCGCAACUUGUGGCUGCUGCGAGGGGAUUGCCCAUCCCGAAACCUGAUGAGGUGCCGGCCGAGAUGGCGAGGAGUGCAUGGCAGCAGGCUGAGCGAGAUGCGCCGAGGGCGAGUGAGGCUAAUCUGAACAGCCUGACAGUGCCGAUAACGUCGAGGUCGCAGUCAUAUCAGUCGGACAAGUCGGCGAAUCUGUCUUCGUCACAUCCUGCCUUCUCCAUCUCUGGACCGUCAUCGCCUACGAGCGCGAACUCGAGCAACCCACUGUUCAGAGGCCGAGCGAAGACACUGGCGUCGACUCUGACGGGCAAGGGUCAGUCGCCUGAUAUCAGCCCGCAGGAGAUGCGACUCCCCAACAAUCCAAAUGUCAAUGGCCAACCCCUCGAGGCUUAUCUAUACAAAGAUGCCGAAGAGUGUCCGAUCUGCUUUAUGUAUUACCCACCAUACCUUAACAAGACUCGGUGUUGCAAUCAGGCGAUAUGCUCAGAGUGCUUUGUGCAAAUAAAACGACCGGACCCACACCCUCCGGAGCACGAACAGCCUGGAGAGCAACGAUCGCCAGAGGAGGAAGCUGAGAUGUUGGUGUCGGAGGUUGCGGCGUGUCCAUACUGUGUUAUGCCAGAGUUUGGAGUGACGUAUGAUCCGCCACCGCUUAAGAGAGGUCUGGCGUAUUCACAGCAGCAGAGCAAUCCUUUCAGAAAUCCUACUUCGGCGAACGCAUCUUCGACUUCGCUAGCGCCACCUGCUGGACGUAGGAGAGCGACUUCUCUGUCUGCCAAUGACUCGAGGGUCAUCACUACCGAUCGAGUACGGCCUGACUGGAAGAAGAAGCUGGACGAUGCGAGAGCGCACGCUCUACGAAGGUCAGCUGCAGCUACUGCACUACAUAACGCAGCAUACGUGCUCGGCAACCAAGGCGACGCAUCAUCACGCACAUUGCUAGGGCGACGGCGAAGAACGCUGUUCGGUGACAGCCCGAACGCCAGUGGAAGUGGAACACCGCGUGAAGGCGAUGCAAGCGGCGACCUGGUCUCUGGACGGACAAGCUCGCGGCGGAACAGAGUCGAAGACCUUGAAGAUCUGAUGAUGAUGGAGGCGAUCAGAUUGUCUCUCGCUGCUGAGGAGGGGCGAAAACGGAAGGAGGAAAAAGAGUUGCACAAGGAUGCGAAGAAGAAAGCGAAGGCCGAUAAGAAGGAGGAGAAGAAGGCUGAGAAGGCUUUUAGGAAGGGCGGCGCUGGUGGCUCGCUGUAUCAUGCUGGGACGAAUGAAAGCAGUAGUACGUGGGCGAGUACCAGUAUGGCACGGUCGAGCAGCAAUCUUGGAAGCCAGCCAAUACCGGAGGAGCAGAUGCAAGGGAAGGGGAAACAGCCUGUGCAGGACUUUGCUGGUUUCAACCCAAUGUCGGAACCAACUUCGACGCUCAACAGAGACGUAUCGCCGGAAGGCUCGACAGCACAUACCUCAGAUCCACAACGGCAUCUUGAGGAAUCCCGCGCGAAUUUGCAACCCCCGGCCUCAGCCCCAAUCAACACACCUGCAAAUCUUCGCGCAUCCCACCUGCGCGAGCUCUCGAACGCUUCAUCAGCGGCAUCAUCGUUCAUCGAGUCUCCGCAGCCAGGCAGUCUGCCUACUGGCUCAAAUAUGCCAACACACCUCGACGUCACAACAGCUGGCGCAACAAACGACAACUCCAACCUCUCAUCCACAACCGGCACACCAGCCGCAACAGCCUCAUCCGCAGAGCCCAUGUUCAACUUCCGUUCCCUGGCCGCUAUGAUCGGCAAGGAAGAAGGAGACGACCACGUCGAGCACGCCGGAAUGGAAACAGAACCUACGACGCGAGCGGAAGAGGAGCUUAAAGAGCCUUCACCGACCGCGAGCCCGGGGUUAGCACCGACGAGUAUCACAGACGGUACUAGGAGUAGAGGCAAUAGUGGAGAGAGUAGUGCCAGCGCUCCGCCGCCGAUCUACGUCGAGCAUCCGGACAUGGAGGUGAAGCGGGAGCAUGGUGAUGGCGAUGAUGAUGAGAUUCAGCAGGUGCCUCAAAGCAGACUCGUCCAUGACCCAGACAGGAAAGAGGUCGGCGGGAUUGAUGUUCAUCCUAGGAGUGAGGGGAGGAAGGUGUAG
Fulvia fulva is the source of this 2601-nucleotide messenger RNA. RefSeq lists its product as uncharacterized. The record is from RefSeq and is a predicted model, not a curated record. The coding region runs from base 1 to 2601 and encodes 866 amino acids. The transcript is spliced from 2 exons. Gene Ontology annotation, cellular component: cytoplasm. Lineage: Eukaryota; Fungi; Ascomycota; Dothideomycetes; Mycosphaerellales; Mycosphaerellaceae.